AUGAAGUACUACCGCCUCCUCAUCUCCGCCUGUGUGGCCCUGCCCGUUUUCUCGCUCUCCUUGCAUGGCCGGCAGACGGAGACUUUCGUCUCCGACGGCAACCCCAUCCUCUCCGAUGGCUCCAUCUACUCAGCCGACCCAGCACCCUUUGUCGUGAACGAUACGGUCUAUAUCCUGAGCGGUCGCGACGAAGCGCCGCCGACAACCAAUGCAUUCAUUAUGAACGAAUGGCAGCUCUUCUCGGCCGAGAGCCCUGACCCCGCUGGUGGCGAGUGGACUCUGCAACGCGCCGUCGCCCGUCCCGAGGUCCUGUUCGCUUGGGCCGAUUCGGGCGGCGCCUACGCGAGCCAGAUUAUACAAGGUGCCGACGGCCGCUUCUACUUCUUCGCAUCCGUCACUCAGCGCGAUCCCGGCACGCAGGACGCCUUUGGCAUCGGCGUCGCCGUGUCCGAUUCUCCGACGGGCCCCUUUACUGAUGCGCACCCCAACGGUCCCAUCAUCUCCCAGGCCGUGCCCGUCCGCAACGACAUACACAAUAUCGACCCAGUCGUUCUGGUGGACGACGACAAUCGCGUCUUUGUCUACUGGGGCUCUUUCAACCAGCUGCGCGGCGUCGAGCUCGGGUCCGACAUGACCACCAUCAUCGGCAGCAUCACGGCCGUCACCUCCCUCACGGGCUUCUUCGAGGCCCCCUGGUUCAUGAAGCGCAAGGAGACCUACUACAUGCUCUACGCCGCCAACAACGCGGGCUCAGACUCCCCCUGCACGCCCACCUCGUACCACGCCUGCAUCGCCUACGGUACUGCCUCGUCGCCGCUCGGCCCCUGGACCUUUCGCGGCGUCGUCCUCCCUAUCGUCUCCAGCACCACGAGCCACCCAGGCGUCUACGUCCUCGCGGACGGCGCGCACUUUCUCGUCUACCACACUGCCGACGCCGAGGGCGGCGGCCACUUUCGCCGCAGCAUCGCCCUCGACCCCCUCCUUUUUGACGACGCUGCCAGCCCACCGUCUAUCCGACCCGUCGAGCGCUCCGUCCGUCCGGCCCUCUCGGCCCCGCGCCCGCCGAGCCGCAACGUGGCGCCGCUGGCAGAGCCGUCCUCCGUACCCCGCACGCCCGUCCAGUACUGGCUUGCGGCUCUGCACGACGAACGCGUCCCCUCGACGCCGCUGCCGCCGGACUACUGGUCCGCGUGGGCUGGAGAGGCGUCGCCACGCGAGAGCGUGCGCACCUACAUGUGGGACGCGGCAGUCGAGCUCAACGGAGUGGCCGUCGCCUUCUUCGCCGACGCGCCGGCGGGGUCUGACUUCGGUGUGGCACCGCCGAGAGAGUGGAGGGUCGAGUAUCGUGCCGCUGACGGCGUGUGGAAGGACGUGGCGGCUGAGGGGCCGUACCCAAACGAGGUGACGGAUUCACCCGCUGAGGUAGGCUUCGCCACGGUCAAGACGACCAUGCUUCGGGCAGUCUUUGUUGGGUCAGGCAACGGGCCUUACGCGGCGGUGGGAAUCAAGGAGUGGUUCGCGUUUGCACCAGCACCUGUAUAA
Verticillium alfalfae VaMs.102 is the source of this 1542-nucleotide messenger RNA. Its product is annotated as glycosyl hydrolase family 43 protein. Gene Ontology annotation, molecular function: hydrolase activity, hydrolyzing O-glycosyl compounds. The record is from RefSeq and is a predicted model, not a curated record. NCBI's taxonomy places the organism in Eukaryota, Fungi, Ascomycota, Sordariomycetes, Glomerellales, Plectosphaerellaceae. Bases 1 to 1542 code for a protein of 513 amino acids. The transcript has a single exon. Gene Ontology annotation, biological process: carbohydrate metabolic process.